AUGGCUUUUGAAAGCAAAGAUGAAGCAGCUGAACGACACAAUGCACAGAGACAACAGGGAAAGCAGAAAAGUCCUGUUGGGAGAUUUGAAAAUAUGGAGUGGGACAAAGAUGGGAUGAAGGAAGAAGUAAACAGCUUUGGUGAUGGCACUUUGGUCAACUGGUCCGAGUUAGCAAGGAGGUACAGAGUAAAGAAUAAAACUGGACAGAUGGCUCAAAAUGGUGGACAAAUAGCAAUGGAGUGGUUGAAAUCAGAAGGAGUUAAUGUGGAGAGGUUCAAGAAAAGAAGAGAGAGUGACAUUGGCAAUAUCAGGAAAAAGAUGAAAAAAAGUGUCGGUGGUGAAAUCAUAGUUCCAUGCCCUGAAUCCAGUAGGAAAUUGCAAGCAAAAUUGAAAGAAAAGAUUUUGUCAGGUGAAGUGAAUGUUGGGGAGUUGAUAGUGCCAAGAAAGGUAAAUGGAAAUAAAUCUUUACAUACAACCAAAAUUGUAUACACUCAGUAAUCUCUUUAAAAGCUUUCCUCGAUCUCUUAAAUAUAAGCUGCCCUUGCAGAUGAAGAAUUUUAGUAAGCCUAACCCUAUCUCUUAAACCCUCAUCCCUCGAAAAAGCCCCACAUUCCCAUAGACAUAAGUGUCUUAGUUGAUAAGUUAUCUUAUCAUGGUCAAAAAGAGAAUAAAUCUGCCCUUCCCAAUUAUACCCCCCCUCCAAUAUGCCUCCCCUACAAUGCUGUCUACUGGAAAUAAGCUCCCCAGAAGCAUAUUAAAGAGAUAACGUACAGUAUAUAUAUUAAUUUUACCUGAGUUAUAAAGGACCUAAUAAUUACUACUGGCCCAAUAUAUAAAGAAUAAUUAAUUCAAAAUUCUCAUGGAGACAAAUUUAUGUGGAAUUAUGGAUGAGAAAAGAGUUUAGAACCAUACACAACAUAUAAUUGUUUUAUAAUUAUUCUUUUAAAUAUUGAACCAGUAAUGUUUGAUCAUAAUAAUUAGCUCAGUUAAGUGGUUUGUAUACUUACUGAUGUCCAGAAUAAUUGACUUGGCAGAUUUGUAGAAUAACAAUGUACAUAUGUGGUCAGACCAUGCACUUUAAUGAAAAUCAUAUCUUCUUUAAGAUUGCAUAUACAGCAUAUCGCUAUAGAAAAAUAAAUGCAGAUCCACAUUAAUAUUCCAACUGUAUAUUUUUGUUUAGUAUGAGAAGCUAGUGCUCAAAGAGGAUGGUUCAAUUGAAAAAUCACACUUUUUUGUAGAAGGACGCAAAUGGCCACUAGUUGAAAUUAGAAAACGAAAGCUGAAUGAGUUGGAAAAAUUUAUGAGAAUUAAUGCCGAGAGAGAUGUGGGCAGCAUGAGUAAAGAGAAAGUUGUGAACAGGCUAGACAUGCUAAACGAGAAAACGGAUGGGGAGGAUGAGACCGAGAUGAGAGAAAGAUUAAAAGUGAUGGAAAGAACAAGGCAUUUACUGGUAUGGAAUGACCUCUCAACUAUAGCAAACCAUUCUCACCUUGUGUUUAUGGCAACCUGCCUAUAUGACCCAGCCACAUUCUACACUAACAACGAGUAUGAAGUUAUAAUGGGAAAAAAGAUCAACAUCCAGUCAUUAUUCGAAGCUCCAAGUCUGUACAUUGUGGCAAGGUCCUCGUCCUCGGAUGUAGAUCAGUUGUGCUAUGUGGAAACCAGACUUGAAUGUUUGGAUGAACUCCCUGAUCUCACAGUAUCAGCUUCUGGUAUACUAAUUGUGGACAAGAUGAGGUUUUUUCAUGGUGACAGUCCUUCUCAUCAAUACGAAGCUGGCCAGCAAAAGGGGGGAAAUUUCUACUGUGCUGUAUGUGGUGCCAAUGCCCACCGGGUACAUGAACUUGAUUAUGUAUUUCGUUGCCCACAUAUAUCACUAGAAGAUCAACAGCAAUUGGUUUUGAAAGGUCCACUUGGUAAAGCAAAUUCUCUGGCCAUGUCAAACAAACCAUUUCAUGGAUUAACAAAAACCAACUUGGUACAUGAAUUAAAUGCUAGGGCAAUCUACGAAGGAGAUAAGAAGAAAGAGUUAGAGGAUCUUCUAAAGGAGGAGUUGCAUGGAGUGCAAAGAGUACCAGCCCUUCUAUUUACCAAUCCCAACAAAACCUUAGAAUCGAUUAACUGUGCUGGUUAUGAAGUUCUAGGUUUUGAACCUCUCCACGACAUUGGGAAGCACAUUGAAAAUUUAUUUGGUGAACUACCAGACCACCUAUCAUUAGAUGAGGCUUCUAAACUGAAGGCUGUUCUUGAAUUGUGCAUUGGAGGGAAAGACACAAAGCGACUAUUGAUUACCGCUGUGCUUUGA
Molecule: messenger RNA, 2305 nt
Organism: Paramuricea clavata
Lineage: Eukaryota; Metazoa; Cnidaria; Anthozoa; Malacalcyonacea; Plexauridae
Source: the annotation of a GenBank genome assembly